CUAGAACCGAAGAAAUUGGUUUGCGAUUUUGAAGCCUUCUCAAACAUGAAGAAGUUAAGAUUGCUCAUUCUUCAGAAUCUUGUCUUGGAAAUGAGAGAUGGUCAGACACUGAAUAUUGAACAUCUUUCUAAAGAGUUACGAUUCCUUAGGUGGCAUGAAUUUCCUGCCAAAUAUUUGCCAUCAAAUUUCCAACGAGGUGGACUUGUUGAAUUGAAGUUGUGGUUGAGCAAACACCUUUGGAAAACCGCUAUCAAGCCUUUAAACAAUUUGAAAACCAUUGACAUAAGUUAUUCAACAAAUUUAAGAAAGUUUGAAGACUUUGGGGUGGUUCCAAAUCUAGAGAAGUUGAUUCUUGUAGCUUGUGUAAAACUAUCAGAGAUUCACCCAUCCAUCACACUUCUUGAAAGGCUUGCUAUCUUGAACCUGAAAGCUUGCAAUAGUCUACAAAAUCUUCCAACAAGCAUAGGUGGUCUGAAAUCUCUCAAUGUUCUAAACCUUGAAGGUUGUGUAAGCCUUACCGACUUACCCGAGGACUUGGGGAUGGCUACAUAUCUAGAGCAGUUGAUUCUUGAAGAUUGUAGAAACCUAGUGGAGAUUCCCCCAUCCAUCAGACUUCUUGAAAGGCUUAUUAUCUUGAACCUGAAAGCUUGCAUUCGUCUACAAAAUCUUCCAACAAGCAUGGGUAGUCUAAAAUCUCUCAAAGUUUUAAACCUUAAAGGUUGUGUAAGCCUUACCAACUUACCAGAGGACUUGGGGCUUUUAAAUAGUUUAGAGGAGCUCAAUUUGAGAGGCAUUUCUAUAGAAGACAGAGAUCUACCAUCUUCCAUUGCACUUCUUGAAAACCUUAAAACACUAUCUUGUUGCAGAGGACGACAAUGGAACAAUAUGAUGAAUAUCAUUGUUGGAAGAGGUCUCUCAUCAUCGGCUGGUCUUUUUUCUUUGAAAAAGUUGGAACUAGUCAGCUGCGGUCUUGGGACAUUUCCUGAAAAUUUUGGCUGCUUAAUUUCUUUAGAAUAUUUAAACCUCAGCAAUAAUGAUUUUUCUCACCUACCUAUCAGUUUCAAUAAACUAUCCAAGCUUAGGGAUAUUGAUUUAAGUUUCUGUAGAGAUCUAGAAUUGUUGGGGCCAGAGCUUCCUCCUGGUCUAGAAUGGGUAGGUCUUAGUUACUGUGUAUCACUGGACAAGUUUCUUGAUCCAUCAAUGAAGGAGCAAUGCAGCUUGGCGUGUUCUGCAACCUGCGUGGGAUGCUUGAAAUUGGCAAGAAGGCAAGGCAGCGAAAGGACAACAUUUACAUUACUAAAAGCACACCUUCAAAAUCUCCCCAGCGAAAGAUUUGACAUUCUUCUUCCUGGAAACGAAAUUCCAUCCUGGUUCACUCGUACAAGUUUCAAGCCCUCCAUAAAUUUACAACUAGAUCCGAAUUGGUGUAACUGUAAGUGGAUGGGUUUCGCUCUUUUUUUAUGCGCUCUUAUACCAAGCCCAAUUUUCUGCUGUCAUGUAGAGAUUCAGGAAGUGGGCGAUGGAUUUGGAAUAAGAAACAAUUAUCAAUGAGACCUGGUCUCAGCGGUGGGUUCCCCAGCGGAUCACCUUUGGAUAUUGUAUGUGCCUCGUAAUGACAUCAAGGCAGUGUGGCAAAACAAUAACUUCAGUCAGCUUGAGUUUUCAUUUACAACAAAAGACUUGGAUGGUGAAACAUUUCCAGAGAAGUACAUUAGAUCGUGUGGUGUCCGUCUGGUGUACGAGAAAGACAUAGAAGCUAUGAACCCAAUUUCCAGCAACCGCAUCGAAUAUCCUUUUGAAGUAUGAGGACAAAAAAAUUAAAAAAAUUAAAAAACUCCAGCUUGUAUAUAUAUAAAAUAUAUAUUUUGAUUUUGGUUCUAGCUUAAUAUAGUUAUUGUUAAUUUUUCUUGUCUUACGAGCAAAUAUAGCAUUUUACCUGUUCCCAACUAA
Ziziphus jujuba (common jujube) is the source of this 1950-nucleotide messenger RNA. Its product is annotated as disease resistance-like protein DSC1. The transcript is spliced from 2 exons. The coding region runs from base 46 to 1551 and encodes 501 amino acids. The record is from RefSeq and is a predicted model, not a curated record. Gene Ontology annotation, molecular function: protein binding. Lineage: Eukaryota; Viridiplantae; Streptophyta; Magnoliopsida; Rosales; Rhamnaceae.